AUGCCCAAUGUCACUGCAGUUAAUCAGUUCAUCCUUCUGGGGUUCUCCAAUGGCCAUGGACUUCAAACUUUGUGUGGAGUGCUCUUUCUGGUGAUGUACCUGGCAGCCCUAAUGUGUAAUCUCCUCAUCAUCACUCUCAUCACUCUGGACUUGCAGCUUCAAACACCCAUGUACUUCUUCCUGAAGAAUUUGUCACUACUGGAUGUCUUCUUUGUGUCAGUCCCAAUUCCCAAUUUCAUUGUCAAUAGCCUAACUCAUAACAGCUCCAUUUCCAUUCUAGGAUGUGCCUUCCAGACACUUUUAAUGACUUCCUUCUCAGCAGGAGAUGUAUUUGUUCUGACUGCCAUGUCCUAUGACCGCUAUGUAGCCAUCUGCUGUCCCCUGCACUAUGAAGACAUCAUGAGUAGUGGUGUCUGUGUGUUGAUGGCGGGCUUUUCCUGGGCCACUGGGUUAUUCUUUGGAGCUGUAUACACAGCUGGCACAUUUUCCAUGCCUUUCUGUGGCUCCAAUGUGAUCCCACAGUUUUUCUGUGACAUUCCUUCUUUACUGAGGAUUUCCUGUUCUGGUACACUGGUGGUCAUUUACGCAAGUUUUGGAAUUGGCAUAUGUGUAGGCAUGUCAUGUUUCAUCUGUUUUGUGAUCUCAUACUUUUACAUUUUCUCCACUGUCAUGAAGAUUCCUACUAGUAAAGGUCAGUCCAAAGCCUUUGCCACCUGCCUGCCUCACCUCAUUGUUUUCACUAUUUUCAUUGUAGCUUCUUGUUUUGUUUAUCUGAAGUCAUCACCUAAUUCUCCAACAAUUACAGAUAGGCUCUCUGCUGUGAUGUAUAUUGUGGUGCCUCCAGUACUUAAUCCUGUGAUCUACAGCCUGAGGAAUGCUGAUGUUAAAUGGGCUUUGAAGAGGUUGAUACAUAAUAUUUUUUCAAGGCUCUCACUUCAUGUAACACCCUAA
This is a messenger RNA of Nannospalax galili (Upper Galilee mountains blind mole rat), 951 nucleotides long. RefSeq names its product olfactory receptor 14A2-like. The coding region runs from base 1 to 951 and encodes 316 amino acids. Lineage: Eukaryota; Metazoa; Chordata; Mammalia; Rodentia; Spalacidae. The record is from RefSeq and is a predicted model, not a curated record. Gene Ontology annotation, cellular component: membrane. Gene Ontology annotation, biological process: G protein-coupled receptor signaling pathway. The transcript has a single exon. Gene Ontology annotation, molecular function: G protein-coupled receptor activity; olfactory receptor activity; odorant binding.